AUGUCUCUCGCCUCCGCUUCCAGCUCCGUCCUGCGCGCCUGCGCUCGGCAACAACUCACCACUUCUCGCGCCGCCAUCGCCUCCUGCCAGCAGCGGGGAGUCUCGACCAGAGCCAGCAGCUUCGCCAGCCCCUUCACCCCCUCCCAGGACUAUGACCAGACCGUGAAGAUCCCCGACUUCAGCAAAUACUCCUCCAAGAAGGGCCCCCGCUCCAACCAGAUCUUCUCCUACUUCAUGGCUGGUUCCCUCGGUCUGGCCUCUGCCGUCGGUGCUAAGGCUACCGUUCAGGACUUCCUGGUCAACAUGUCCGCCUCUGCCGACGUUCUCGCUCAGGCUAAGGUCGAGAUCGGUCUCAACGCUAUCCCUGAGGGCAAGAACGUUAUCAUCAAGUGGCGUGGAAAGCCCGUCUUCAUCCGUCACCGCACCCAGGAUGAGAUCGAGGAGGCCCAGAAGACUGAGUGGCAGUCCCUCCGUGACCCCCAAGCUGAUGAGGACCGUGUCCAGAAGGCUGAGUGGCUUGUUAUGCUCGGUGUCUGCACCCACUUGGGUUGUGUCCCCAUCGGUGAAUCCGGUGACUUUGGCGGCUGGUUCUGCCCCUGCCACGGUUCCCACUACGACAUCUCCGGCCGUAUAAGAAAGGGACCUGCUCCCCUCAACCUCGAGGUUCCCCAGUACAGCUUCCCCUCCGAGGACACCCUCGUCAUCGGUUAA
Molecule: messenger RNA, 711 nt
Organism: Aspergillus saccharolyticus JOP 1030-1
Lineage: Eukaryota; Fungi; Ascomycota; Eurotiomycetes; Eurotiales; Aspergillaceae
Gene: rip1
Product: ubiquinol--cytochrome-c reductase catalytic subunit RIP1
Exons: 4
Coding region: 1-711 (236 amino acids)
Biological process (GO): mitochondrial electron transport, ubiquinol to cytochrome c
Cellular component (GO): membrane
Molecular function (GO): 2 iron, 2 sulfur cluster binding; quinol-cytochrome-c reductase activity
Source: RefSeq, a predicted model, not a curated record